AUGACUGUAGCAUCUGAAAAAAUGUCUUCUCUAACAAUUGUUUCGGUCUCUGAAACUAUUUAUAACAAUCUGAUCACUUCUAUGGUGCAAGACAUCGUUUCUAGAAUCACAAGCCAAAAACAAUUAUUGGAUUCAAGAUACCCAGAUAUGUCUCCCCUGUUUUACGACCCUCAAGGCAAACUCGAUAUCCAUGGCCAACCCAAAAUACAAGAAUCCUCUAUUUACUUUAGAUGUAAUAACUGUGAUAGAGACAUUUCAGCAAACAGAUAUGCGGCACAUCUAGAACGCUGCAUGAGCAGAGGUAACAGAAAAACAUGA
Molecule: messenger RNA, 318 nt
Organism: Eremothecium cymbalariae DBVPG#7215
Lineage: Eukaryota; Fungi; Ascomycota; Saccharomycetes; Saccharomycetales; Saccharomycetaceae
Gene: SGF11
Product: SAGA histone acetyltransferase complex subunit SGF11
Exons: 1
Coding region: 1-318 (105 amino acids)
Source: RefSeq, a predicted model, not a curated record